Molecule: messenger RNA, 1902 nt
Organism: Fraxinus pennsylvanica
Lineage: Eukaryota; Viridiplantae; Streptophyta; Magnoliopsida; Lamiales; Oleaceae
Source: the annotation of a GenBank genome assembly
AUGGGGCAGUGUUAUGGUAAGACGAUUACCACCGGAGAUAAUGAUGUUUAUGCGACGACCACCAUUACAGCCACCGCUAGCGGCGAUCGGACAUCGGAGACUCCGGCGCGUAACGGCACUCCAUCGGCGAAGAAUACUCCGGGGAGAUCUUCAGCCGGAAACAGUUCCUGGCCGAGUCCGUACCCGUACGGUGGAGUUGGAGCGGGAGGGACCAGUCCUCUGCCGGCGGGAGUGUCGCCGUCACCUGCGAGGUCAACACCAAGGAGGUUUUUUAAGAAGCCGUUUCCUCCGCCGUCGCCGGCGAAGCACAUCAAGGCAUCUUUGGUGAGGAGGUUUGGGCACGGGAAGCCGCCAAGGGAGGGGACGAUUCCGGAGGACGCUGCGGGGGUUACGGAGGAGCCGGAGAGGCAUCAGGCUUUGGACAAGAACUUUGGGUAUAAUAAAAAUUUUGGGGCAAAGUAUGAGCUUGGCAAAGAGGUGGGCCGAGGCCAUUUUGGUCACACUUGCUAUGCCAAGGGCCGAAAGGGAGAGCUCAAGGACCUGCCCGUUGCCGUCAAAAUCAUCUCCAAAUCUAAGAUGACAACUGCAAUAUCCAUUGAAGAUGUUCGAAGAGAAGUGAAAAUUUUGAAAGCACUUUCAGGCCAUAAGCAUCUAGUUAGAUUUUAUGAUGCUUGUGAGGAUGCCAACAAUGUGUAUGUAAUAAUGGAGUUGUGUGAUGGCGGAGAACUACUGGACAGAAUAUUGUCGAAAGGCGGUCGAUAUACAGAAGAGGAAGCAAAACUUAUCGUUGUUCAGAUUCUAAGUGUAGUUUCAUUCUGUCACCUCCAAGGAGUUGUCCACCGUGACUUAAAACCUGAGAAUUUUCUUUUUACCUCUAGAAGCGAAAACGCUGAUAUGAAGCUUAUUGAUUUUGGUCUUUCUGACUUUAUCAGGCCGGAUGAUAGACUAAAUGAUAUUGUUGGAAGUGCUUAUUAUGUGGCACCAGAAGUACUCCAUAGAUCUUAUAGUUUGGAGGCUGAUAUUUGGAGCAUUGGUGUUAUCUGCUAUAUUUUGCUAUGUGGAAGCAGACCUUUUUGGGCAAGGACAGAAUCUGGAAUAUUUCGUUCAGUAUUAAGGGCUGAUCCAAACUUCGAGGACAUGCCUUGGCCUUCUGUCUCACCACAAGCCAAGGACUUUGUAAAAAGGCUUUUAAACAAGGAUUACAGAAAAAGAAUGACCGCUGCUCAAGCUUUGACACAUCCAUGGUUGCGCAGCGAGAGCCUUCCUGUUCCUUUAGAUAUAUUAGUCUACAAAUUGGUUAAGUCAUAUUUACUUGCUACACCUUUCAAACGUGCAGCGCUAAAGGCUCUAUCUAAAGCUUUGACUGAGGAUGAAUUGGUGUAUCUCAAAGCUCAAUUCAUGAUUCUGGAGCCUAAGGAUGGGCUGGUCUCUGUUGACAACUUCAAAAUGGCUCUUGCAAGAAAUGCCACCGAUGCUAUGAAGGUGUCUAGGGUUCCUGAUAUUCUACGCACGAUGGCACCAUUGUCUUAUAGGAAGAUGGACUUUGAAGAGUUCUGUGCAGCUGCAACCAGUACGUAUCAAUUGGAGGCCCUUGACAAAUGGGAGCAAAUUGCAUCUACAGCAUUUGAGUAUUUCGAACAAGAGGGUAACCGAGUAAUAUCAGUAGAGGAAUUGGCUCGGGAGUUGAAUGUGGGCCCGACUGCUCAUUCUGUGCUCAAAGAUUGGUUAAGGAGUGACAGAAAACUCAGUUUACUUGGAUAUACCAAAUUUUUGCACGGAAGCAUUACAGAUGCAGGUGGCAGCACUGCAUUGGCUGCCGCAAAACUGUUUUUUGUUCAAGGCCAUGAAUGCUCGCCACCUGUGUACCUGCUGUCUGUACAUGCAGCAAAGUUGUUUCUUUAA